GCGACACAUUAGUUACAGAUCCCGCAAUUUAAAGAAUUUGACGUUUCUUGAAAUGUUAUGAUCGUUGGAUUUUGAUUGUUGACUCAUUUAUAAAAAUAAUCCUUUCUGUUUGGAAUUAUUAUUCUUCUUUGGCUUAAAAUAAUUGUUUUUUAAGUGGUUUUUAUUUAAAAAUAAGUGUCUUUGUGUUGGUUACAAUGUUUGGAAAGAAAAAAGCAGAUCGCCCAAAGCGAGAUCAUUCUGGAAAAAACCUUUCCCAAUAUGGUUUAUUUGACAUGACAAAUGAUGGAGGCAUGGACAUGGACGAUGAAGGCAAUGACAGUGAUUUGGAGGCUGAAUUAGCAGCUCUUAGUGGCGGGGGUGGUGCAAAACCCAAAAGACCUCAAAGAAAAAAGGCUCUGCCGCAAACAGAUUUAAAUGCCAUGGUGGCACAAAGCAUUAGAGAUAUACCAUCAGAUGAAGAGCUGUCUGGUGAUGAUGAUGAUCCUGAUUUGCUCAACGAAUUGCAGGAUUUGGCAGGUGGGGAGGUUAAUUUAGAAGAAGCCACACCAGAGGUUAGCCCUGAAUAUGCAAAACCUGCACUAAGUGAUUCAGUUAGUGUUUUAAGUAUUCUGGAAGCAAGGUUGAAAAUGUAUGAAGAAGCUGAGGCUAGUGCUAAAGAAGCUGGUGAAAUUAGUAAAGCUAGAAGAUAUGGAAGGGCUCUAAAAACAAUUAAGGAUCUCACUAAACAAGCUAAAGCUGGUAGCCCAGUUAAUAAUGAUGAUAUACCACCAGAAGUGCAUUUUUCUGUUAGAAAACCCAUACCAGCUGAAGGUGAUGAAACUUCCCCAGCAACUAGUCCCAUUGACUCAAAUCCUCCACUGGCACAUGUAGAACCAUCUCCAGAAGCAACUGAACCCCCUGUCCCCCAAAUAACAAAGGAAAUAAACACUGAACUUCUAGAACUCCUAAACGACAGAAAACUUCAAUACAAAAAAGCUGCACUGAACGCUAAAAAAACCGGCGACGCUCAAACGGCCAUGAAAUACAUAAAAACAGCCAAGCAAUUUGACUCGGUGAUAGCUGCAGUCGAAGCUGGGCAACCUGUUGAUCUGUCAAAAAUGCCAGGGCCACCUGGUGAAGCUGCAGCAGAAGCUGUGGAAGAGAAUAGGGUUCAAAGGCAAAGUCCUCCAGAUAUUCCAGGUGUAGAUGAAGCUGCAGCUGAGCCCUUGCCUGAGCCUACUUUGAUUGUUGCGUCUUCUGUUUUGGAAGCUUUGGAACAAAGGUUGGCUGUUUAUAAAGAACAGGAAAAUAAGGCUAAACAAGAAGAAAAUUCCGGCAAGGCUCGUAGAUAUGGUAGAAUUGUUAAACAAUUUGAAACUGCCAUAAAACAGCACAAGGCUGGUAAACCAGUAGAAUAUGAAGAACUUCCAACUCCUCCAGGUUAUGGUCCAAUUCCUGUUGGAGGCGCAGCAGCAACCCCCAAAUCAUCUCCCCCCGCAGUCACCCCCACAAAACCAGCAGUGUCGCCAAGUCCCACAGGAGUGGCCAGACAAUCAGGCAAUCACGUGGCUACAUCAAGAGCUGAAAAGCAAGUCGCCAUUUUAUUGGCCAAACAAAAGCAGUUUAAGGAAGCUGCUCUUAAAGCUAAGCAAAAAGGUGAAAUUCCACAAGCUAAGGAAUAUUUACGCCAAGCCAAAGGGUUUGACAAACUUUUGGAAGCUGCAAGAGCAGGUCUACCUGUUGAUUUUUCCUCAAUACCUGUAUCUCCAGAAGCUAAAUCUCAACUGGACAAUGAAUAUGACAUUGUAAUGUCCGGUGAAUGUAAUGACGACGAUUCCGGCGAUGUAGACAUGAUGACGCGAUUGGAAACUCAGUUAUCAAAACAGUUGAAAAUGUGUUUGAGCACAAGAGAUCACCACAAAGCUCUGGGGGAUGUUGCGGGAACUAACAGAUUUGAAAGGUUAGCAUUAAAUGUUACAAAAGACCUGGACAUAGUUCGGCUAUCGCGCAGAACACCCGGCUCAAAAGUGCCAAAAUUCCACUACGAAACCAAAGAUUUCUCGAUCGUAAAAAGUUUCACGGAACUAACGGACAAUGACUUGGAAUUAUUAAUUGUCAGAGGCAUCAACUAUUCAUCGGAAAACCCCAAGGACAUUGACACUUACGUUAAAUUCACCUUCCCAUUUCCUCAGGAAACUCCAUAUUAUGAUUUAACCGCAACCGUAAAAGAUACAAAUAACCCGGAUUACAACGCAACUUUUACCAUUCCAAUUCAAAGGACUUCAAGGGCGUGCCAGAGGGUUUUCAAAAGGCACGCUAUUAAAUUUGAAGUGUACUCCAAAAGCUGCUGCGCUGGCAUCAUGUGCGAAUGUUUCAGUGGAUGGUUCAGAAGCGAUACCCUCCUCGGAACCGUCAACGUCAAACUGCAACCCCUGGAGACUCAAUGCGAACUACACGAAAGUUUCGACCUUUUGGAAGGGAGGAAAAAAGUUGGUGGAAAGCUUGAAGUACGUCUUAGAUUACGCCAUCCAAUAGUAACGCAACAGGUUGAACAGCUUCAUGAAAAAUGGUUGGUUAUUGACCAGUGAUUUUAAUAUAAACAUUUAAGUAUUUAAGCCUACAAAAAUAUGUUAUUAGUUUAUUAAUAUUAGAACUUGGUAGUGUAAACUAUAGAAAAAGAUAAAACUGCCAGAGCUGAUUUAAAAUUAAAUAUGGCUGGAAAAGGAAACUAAGUAAAUAUGUGAUGCAUAGCUUUAAAGUUUGCUAGGCAAUGAUUUUAAUCAAAAUACGAUUAAAUUUUACAAGGUUCAUGUUUUUUCUGUAUAUAUGUUAACCAGUAGAUGAUGUAAACUUUUUUAUAUAUUCUGUUUGUUUUAGUUGCAAAGCCUAUAAAUUAUACCUAUUUUAUUGUUAAAUAAAUACCAUGAUAUUUUU
Brassicogethes aeneus is the source of this 2913-nucleotide messenger RNA. NCBI's taxonomy places the organism in Eukaryota, Metazoa, Arthropoda, Insecta, Coleoptera, Nitidulidae. The record is from the annotation of a GenBank genome assembly.